This is a messenger RNA of Helobdella robusta, 4260 nucleotides long. RefSeq lists its product as hypothetical. NCBI's taxonomy places the organism in Eukaryota, Metazoa, Annelida, Clitellata, Rhynchobdellida, Glossiphoniidae. The record is from RefSeq and is a predicted model, not a curated record. The transcript has 24 exons. The coding region runs from base 1 to 3654 and encodes 1217 amino acids. Gene Ontology annotation, cellular component: intracellular membrane-bounded organelle; membrane. Gene Ontology annotation, biological process: transmembrane transport; lipid transport. Gene Ontology annotation, molecular function: lipid carrier activity; ABC-type transporter activity; ATP binding.
AUGAUGAUGAGAUUAGCAGCCCGCCAGUACAUUCUCAUAUGCUGGAAAAACUUAAACCUCCUAAAACGCCACUACUUCCUGGUCCCAUUCCAGGCCCUGGUCCCGGUUGGGAUUAUCAUUAUCCUCUUUAGCCUAAGACAGAAGCAGGAUGUCAGACAAUACAAACCAACUCACUUUAAUCCUUUUCCUAUAAAGCAUCAAGAUAUAUUUUUUCCCGGAAGCCAGAUUGACCGCAAGUGGAUCCUGACGGCGGUUCCCAGACACGGAUUAGUGCUAACCAUUUUGAAGAAUCUUUACUCAAGAAUGUCUGACGUACUUACCGGGCCGUCAAAUAAGCUGAAUAUCUCAAAAAUAUGCACCUCUCCUCCGAAAGAUUUCAUGUUUGAGAAUGAGACCACCAUGCUGGAGACUUACUUGCAGAAUGACACCAUGAGGAACAUGUCCUUCGCUACUAUCGUCUUCUCCGGAAUUCCGAAUAAUACAAACAAGGAUACGAUCGUAAACGUCACUUACAAGAUCCGCUUCCCAGCUGAGCAGCAUUGGAAAUACGCCGACAAGAGCAAUUGGUUGACGGACAGAUGGUACGAUGACACAACUUAUAAUGAACCUAGGACGUCCAACUUUGAUAGGGGAAACAUCAAUAAACCCGGCUACUACAGAGAAGCCUUCUUGACACUGCAGAAAUACAUCGACGAUGCCAUCAUAGCGCUGAUACUCAAGCAGAACGGUACGUACGUUGAGUCAGACAACCCGGACUCCAGCAUCCAACUGAGAAUGUUCCCGUAUCCGUAUUCGACUUAUGACGAUUAUGUAACCGUUAUAAAAGUGUACAUGCCCCUUUUUAUUGUCAUAUGCUUCAUAGCUAAUGCCACACUCAUAGCUCGAGAUAUCACACUGGAGAAAGAGAAAAAAUUGAAGGAGUCGAUGAAACUAAUGGGACUGAAACCAUGGGUCAACUGGCUGGCCUGGUUCACACAGUUCUUCCUCUUCAUGCUCGUUUCGGUGGCUCUGAUGACGAUGUUCUUUCACAUACCGACAAGUAGGAAAGGUUCGAUAUCGUCCAUAUUUACCUAUUCGCAUUUCUCAGUGACGUUCGUGUUUCUGUUGCUCUACGCAGUUUCUAUCAUCAUGUUUUGCUUCAUGGUUUCGUCCAUAUUUUACAAAGCGAACGUUGCGGCUGCCACCACUGGAAUAAUUUAUUUGCUAUCUUACGUGCCUUACUUCUUCCUACAAAUCCAUUAUAAUUCUUUGGGGUACGGUUGGAAGAUUUUUUUAUCUUUUUUCAAUAACCUGGCAAUGUCAUUUUCCUGUCUGCAGUUCUCAAAAUUGGAAAGUUCAGGGAUAGGCCUGCAUUGGUGGAACUUGGGGGAUGCAGAACUGUCCGGAGACGAUCUGACGAUGCAGACCUUGAUGAUCAUGCUGGUGGCCGACAUCCUCCUCUACUCGAUCCUCACCUGGUACCUGGAUGCACUCUUCCCUGGAGAGUUCGGAGUUCCACAGCCAUUUUAUUUUCCAUUUACGUAUUGGUACUGGUGCGGCCACGAUAUUGCAGACUACCUGGAUGACGUCAUCGCGGUUCCAGCCGACUAUGACCACGUAUCGAACGUCUUCGAGAAGCCCGAGAAGAGCCGCCGCGUUGGAGUCAGGAUUCGCAAUCUGACAAAAAAAUUUAUGAAUUCCGCAAAACCGGCUGUCAACAAUCUCAAUAUUGAUCUAUACGAGGGCUACAUCACAGCCUUCUUGGGGCAUAAUGGGGCGGGAAAAACAACAACAAUUUUCGGUACAAUAUUCAUAAACGGUUUCGAUGUGUCGAAACAUUUGGAUAAGGUAAGAAGAUCUUUGGGUCUCUGCCCCCAGCAUAACAUCUUGUUCGAUACGCUCACUGUUCAGCAGCACUUAUAUUUCUUUGCUAAUCUGAAAGGAUGCCCUGGCGAUGAGAUUCAGGCUGAGGUUGAAAAAAUGAUUGAGUCGCUGCAUAUGGAGAAUAAGAGGUACACACCAUCUAAUGCGCUGUCUGGCGGUAUGAAGAGGAAGUUAUCGAUUGCCAUUGCUUUAAUUGCCGGCUCUAAGUUCGUAAUGUUGGACGAGCCGACAUCGGGAAUGGACCCGGAAUCACGAAGACAGACGUGGGACAUGUUGCAGCAGCAGCAGCACGGCCGCACCAUCAUCCUGUCCACGCAUUUCAUGGACGAGGCCGACCUGCUCGGAGAUCGCAUCGCCAUAAUGUCAGAAGGAGAGACACAGAUGUGUGUGGCAAAGUUCAUAACAGAGUUGAUCAGCGAGCACAUCGAGGGCGCCAAGUUUGAAGGCGAGAAAGGUUCUGAACUGACUUACCUGCUACCAAAAGUUGAAUCAAAAAAGAUCUCAAAGUUGUUUAAGGCAGGGUCGGCCAGCAUGCUGACCAUCGGCCUCUCCUCAAACGAUUCAACCCUACAAAAACCCACUAAAGAGCAAAUUCCAAACAACAGCGACAGAAGUAGGAGCAGCAACAACAGCAGUAGCACCAUCAUUAAGCCUAACAACACCAUUAACACUAACAACAAUAGUAGCAGUAGUAGCCAAAAGUUAUACACGGCAGCAGAGUAUAUAGAAGAGCAAGACGAUUAUGACGUCAUCUAUGAAAGAAAUAAAACGCUGGGUAUGAUGUCAAGAGACUUGCUCAGUCCAGAGCCCUACGCCAUCGUCCUGCGAGAUGUUACCAAGUGGUAUGGACGGUUUUUAGCUGUCGAUGGCUUGAGCAUUGCCAUAGAAAGAGGCGAAUGUUUUGGUCUGCUGGGGGUAAAUGGGGCUGGAAAGACGACGACCUUCAAGAUGAUGACCGGCGGUCUGCAAUGCAGUAGUGGAGAUAUAUACAUCAAGGGGUUGAACAUCAGACAGCACCCGAAAGAGGCACAAUCGUUAAUAGGUUACUGCCCUCAGUUCGACGCCCUCAUAGACCAGAUGACGGUCUCGGAGACAUUGGAAUUGUUUGGGAAGUUAAGAGGCAUCAGAGGUCAAGAGUUGAAAGCCAUUGUCGAUGACCUUAUUGAUACGCUGGUGUUGAGGAAACACGCGAGUAAACAGGCUGGAACUUUGAGCGGGGGUAACAAAAGAAAAUUAGGAGUAGGGAUAGCCCUGAUCGGAAACCCGCCAAUCGUAUUCCUUGACGAGCCGACAACUGGAAUGGACCCCGUAGCCAGAAAAAAGUUGUGGAAUGUUCUGGCGGCUGUCAGGCAGCACGGGACCACUAUUGUCCUCACGUCCCACAGCAUGGAAGAAUGCGAAGCCCUAUGCACCAGAAUCGCAAUAAUGGUGAAUGGUCGGUUCAAAUGUCUGGGCAGUGGUCAGCACUUGAAAUCGAAAUUUGGUGGUGGUUAUACGGUGGUUAUAAAACUGAAACCAAACAAAAAGCAAGAAGUAUUGGAGUACUAUACCAGAUGUCUUAUGCUAUUUAUUGACAAGGUUUUUCCGGAAAACAUCCUGAAAGACCGACACGAAUCCUUACUGCACUACCAAAUCGACAAACCGAACUUAACAUGGGCGCGAGUUUUUGAAGUUUUAGAAAAGGCGCGGGAACCAUUCCAAAUUGAAGAUUACUCUGUCGGGCAGACGACUUUAGAGCAGCUUUUCAUCAACUUCGCCAAAUCCCAAAGAGUAAUUUAUAGAGAUAAUUAGUACGAAUGCUUCUAUUUAUAGCAAAUUAUCAUAAAUUAUGACAAUUAUUAUUAUUAUAACAAUUAAAACGUUUGUAACAGUGUCUGUGAUAUAUAUAUUUUUAUCGACAAAUACUUUAUAUUUAAUUUUAAUUAUAUUCAUUUGACAACAAUAAUGGUAAUAAUAAUUAUAGUUAAUAAUAAUAACAACAACAACAAUUAUAAUUAUUUAUUAUUAUCACUGUUAUUAUAUUCAUGAUGACUGAAAAUGCCCCAAAAAUUCGCUACAAUAACAUUCCAAACAUUAAACAUUAUAUAUAUAUAUAUAUAAUUAGUAGCUGUCCCAGUAAAAGUAGUAGCAGUAAGUAGUGUUAAUAUAGGUUCAAAGCAGAAAUAUUGUAUGGAGUUAUGAAAAAAGCUAAAUAUACAAACUACAGCAUUUAAACAAAACAAAACAAAAAUCAAUCAAUCAAUCAACCAUUCAACCAACCAACCAAUCACUCACUCACUCAAUCAAUCACUUAUUCACUCACUCAAUCAAUCAAUCAGUCAACCAAAUCAAUCAGUCAAUCAAUCAACCAUUAUAAUUAAAAUUAUAGCCAUUCAAAAUAAACAGUGUACAGAGCAU